Messenger RNA from Symbiodinium necroappetens, 1272 nucleotides. The record is from the annotation of a GenBank genome assembly. Lineage: Eukaryota; Dinophyceae; Suessiales; Symbiodiniaceae.
AUGAACGGCUACCACAAGUCCGAGCACGGAAAAAGCCGUGCAGAUCCAGGGAGCACACGCUGGGUUUACAACAAGUUCCUGCGAACUCAGACCAAGCUGCGCUGGGUCUGUGGGCUGUGCAACGUUUGGUGCAAGGACGAGAACGGCUACAAAUGCCACCUGGAGCACGAGAACCACAUCCGCAAGUCGGAGAUCUCGCGCAAGAGUAAGGCCCGUCAAUUCAACAUGUCGCCGCGGGAUGAGGCUUUCGCGACAAGCUUCGUGCAGUUCCUCGCGCUGAACUACAUGAACCAGAAGGUGCUGCUCCAUGAGGUUUACAGGGAGAUGUAUCCCCACGAUCGCAACCAGCGGUUGAUGCAUGACACCUGCUGGGGCAGCCUCGGUACUUUCAUCAAUGCCCUCAGCAAGAACGGAGAAUGCGAAGCCGUGAAGGGACCGAAGGGCUGGGUGGUGCGCAUCGACCAAGACAUGGUGGUGGCUGCUGAAGCGGAGAAAGACCUCAAGAUCUCGUCCUUCAUGUUGGCCCAGGACGACGUCGAGCAGCCGCCGGUUCCCGAGUCUCGAGGCGAGCGGAUGGCGGCCUCAUGGGAUAGGAACCUGAAGGAGGCCGCUGCCUCUACCAAGCGGCCCUUUGAGGUGUCCCUGGAGACGAAACACAAGAGGGGGGAGCAGGAGAAGGACUGGCAGUGGGACCCACCAGACAAGGAGGAGGAGAUGGAGACGUUAAGCGCCAACCGUGGCAAGGUGACCUUCCAGUUCGGUGGCAAAAAGGCCGGUCAGGCACCGGCACCUCAGGACGCCAAGGAAGCCGACGCCGUCAGCCUGGCAUCGGCAUCGACAGCGCCGACGGCCCUGGCGCCGGCGUCACCGGGAGCACCAGAACCGGAAGCCAAGGAAGCCGAUGCCGUCUCGGGAGAUCUGGUGUGGCCCCCGGGCCUCGUGGUGAAGAUCCAGUGCCCAGAUACCCCCCUGCAUGGUCUCAAGGCCGUGACUUCGGAGGGGGAUCAGUCCAGGGGCUUGGUGCCUCUGAAGCUGCUGAAGCCUCCCGAGGGCGUGCGGCCGGUGACGAGGAUGAGGCCUUCAGUUCUUGAGACCGUCCUCCCGAAGUUCGGCAACAAAGUUCUCGUCCUCCGGCCCGGUGACCCGGACCCUCCCGAGGGCACGCUGCAGUCCGUGGAGACCGACACCUUUACCUGCACGGUUCUCUUAGACGACGGUCAGUCCUUAAGUGGACUGCCCUACGAUCAAGUCUGCAAGAUCUGGGCAGGAUAG